This is a messenger RNA of Vigna umbellata (rice bean), 519 nucleotides long. NCBI's taxonomy places the organism in Eukaryota, Viridiplantae, Streptophyta, Magnoliopsida, Fabales, Fabaceae. The record is from RefSeq and is a predicted model, not a curated record.
CUUCACAGGUAUAGGCAAUAUGGGUUGUGGGAAAGGUAUGCAGAAUUAUACCCAAAUGAAGAUUUAAUUUACACUGUGGGUGUAAGUGAUUAUACAAAAGAUUGGUUCUUUGCACAGGUCACAAGAAAGAAAGAAGAUGGCAGUUACCAAGGAACUACAUGGCAAAUUAAGUUCAACCUCGAUGACACAGAGGCAAGUAAAAUCUACAAACUGCGGUUGGCACUUGCAAGUGCAAAUGUGUCAGAAUUACAGGUUAGAGUGAAUGAUCCGGAACAAGACCCUCCUGUGUUUACUACAGGGGUGAUUGGAAAAGACUUUUCAAUAGCUAGACAUGGAAUUCAUGGACUCUAUUGGCUAUUCAACAUUGAUGUGUCUGGGUUUUUGCUAGUAAAAGGUGUUAACACUCUGUUUUUAACUCAAACUGUGGCAAAUGGUCCCUUGGCUCGCUUUCAGGGAGUUAUGUAUGAUUAUAUACGCCUAGAAGGUCCUAACCCUUUUUCUGCUAUAAAAGAGUAUUAA